This is a messenger RNA of Penicillium riverlandense, 2130 nucleotides long. Its product is annotated as Mn(2+) transporter ATX2. Lineage: Eukaryota; Fungi; Ascomycota; Eurotiomycetes; Eurotiales; Aspergillaceae. Gene Ontology annotation, molecular function: metal ion transmembrane transporter activity. The annotation marks the transcript as partial. The record is from RefSeq and is a predicted model, not a curated record. The transcript is spliced from 6 exons. Gene Ontology annotation, biological process: transmembrane transport; zinc ion transport. Gene Ontology annotation, cellular component: membrane.
CCACUACCGAUUCGAUUAUUCUCCUCUCGGUCUCAUCACCAAAUAUACCUAUCCCCUAUGAUGCAUCCGAUCCAGAGCACCCACGAUGCCUCAUACUAUCGAUACAACCCGUCCCUGGCGGUAGCGAUUGUGGCUGCGGUUUUGUAUGGCAUUGCGUUCAUUUUGACUCUGGUUCAGUGGGUUCGCUAUAGGGCAUGGGUGUGGGUGGUGAUGGUCAUUGCUUCAGCCAUGGAGGCCGUGGGCUAUAUCAGCCGUUGUAUCUCUGUGGAGAACGUGACAAAGAGAGAAGUCUACGUGGUGCAGUUCGCGCUUAUCAUCCUGGCGCCCGUCCUGAUCGCCGCCUGUUGCUACAUUGUCUUCGGCCGGAUUUUGUUCUUGGUGGUCCCGAGCGAAUCGCGCACGUUGCGACUCUGCUGGGUGCCUCCGCGGUUCAUCACCCCGAUCUUCGUGGGGUUUGAUAUCUUGGCGCUUCUGCUGCAACUGGUUGGCGCAGUCAUGAUCGCCUCGGUCAGCCCGACCGAUACUCAUGCGGCUCACAGGCUCAAUACGGGGAAACGGGUUGCGCAGGUGGGUGUGGUUAUUCAAUUGGUGGCGUUUGGACUCUUCAGCGUCGCGGCCGUUCGAUUCAAUUUCACCUCGAAGCGCUUCAACAAGUCCCUGGGUGAACGCUACGAGAGCGUCGGGGAGAAGGAGUAUCUGAUUGAUGGUCGGACGAGGGAUAAGCACUGGCCGGCGCUGCUGCGGGUGGUCAAUUUUACCUCGUUCUUGAUUCUGAUCCGCUCCAUCUACCGGCUGGUCGAGUUUACCAUGGGCGUGACGGGGUAUAUCAACACGCAUGAAUGGACGCAGUAUGUGUUCGAUGCGCUGACCAUCUAUCCUUGCGUGGCGCUGUUCAUCUACUGGCACCCGGGCAAGUAUCUGCCGUACCUGGGGGACUGCCAGCUGCCAAUCAUGGAGGGCCUUUUCACUCUGCUCGCCCUGGGCAUUGUGAUGGCCGUGACGUCCUUCGUCGUCGGCUCACUCCCUCUUGCCUUUACCCUUUCCCCGUCUCAGCUGCGCCUCAUCUCCUCCAUUGGUAUGGGUGUGUUGGUGGGGACCUCCUUGAUUGUCAUCAUCCCCGAGGGCGUCGAGACUCUUUACAACGCACGCUCCAUCAGCCAGAAAUCCAUCAGCACUCGCUCAACCCCCGUCCAAUGGAUGCACCAGGCCAUCCCGCAAGUCGCAGAUACACCCGCCUUGAACGGGCGACAAUUGAUCCCAGCUUUCUCCCUGGAUGAUCACAUCGAGCAGCCGGCCGUUAUUGUCGAUGAACCGCAAAUACAUGCACGGGCAGAUGAGUCGAGCGAAAAGUCCACGACAGAGACGUCGAGCGACCACCACGAAGACGAGAGCUCGCCUCAUGCCUGGAUCGGCAUCGCCCUCAUCAGCGGCUUCAUUCUGAUGUACCUGAUCGAUAAACUUCCCGAGUUUGCAUCACCAACCAAAGCUGAGCGACCGCGCUACCAUAUUUCGCUGGAUAACCUGGGCUCGGGACUGCGGCGAAACUCGUCUCCUUCUCGCGACGGAGGAGGCCUGCUGGACCAGGGCUCCUCGAGCUCCCGGCGCGGCCACAGCUUUGCAACUACUACCGGCCUGGUGAUCCAUGCCGCCGCAGAUGGGAUUGCGCUGGGCGCAUCCACCUCCGACACCGGCCUGAGCUUCAUCAUCUUCUUGGCGAUCAUGGUGCACAAGGCCCCGGCGUCCUUUGGAUUGACGUCGAUCCUGCUCAGGCAAGGGCUGUCGAGUCGGACUGCGCGAGCGCAUCUGUUGGUCUUCAGUCUGGCGGCUCCUAUCGGCGCUCUGGCGACGUUUAUCUUUGUGCAGGCUGUGGGCUCUUCCAGCGGCGACGAGGCUGGCUCUCAGUGGCGGACUGGAAUGCUCCUGCUGUUUUCCGCUGGCACCUUUUUAUAUGUGGCUAUGCACACGAUGCAGGAGAAUGGACCCGGCUCCCAGCCGCGCGAGUUGCCUGUUAACGGAUAUGGCGACACCCGCGAUGUCCAGAAUGGGUCGGACAAGUCCAUGCGAGACUUGAUCGGCUCCGUGCUGGGCAUGAUCCUGCCGCUGUUCCUGCAGAUCGGCCAUGCCCAUUAA